AUGUCUGCAUCCUCUGGAAUCGGAGUCUCACCAGAACUCUCAUCGGCCUUUGCCUCGGCUGUUGCCUCCCAAUCUACGCGUUUCAUCAAAGUAAAGAUUCAGAACGAAUCGCUGGUACCCGAUGGGACAAUCCCAACCGGAUCCGGAGGGUUUAUAGAUGAUCUCCCUCAGCUGCAAGACAUUCUUGAGGACGAUAUUCCUGCGUAUAUACUCGCCUAUACCGAGGGUUCGAAAUGGUUGUUUAUUUCCUACGUCCCAGACACCGCCAAGGUCCGAGACAAGAUGGUGUAUGCGUCGUCGCGUGGUGCACUUACCAAAGCUCUAGGUGACCAGAAGUUCAAGGACAACAUAUUCGCUACUUCCAAAGUACACAUUCAUCAAUAUUUAAAAUGGGCCCACCAACGGCAUCUCGCCGCCCCCAAACCACUGACUGCUCGUGAACGCGAACUCGAAGAGAUACGCGCGGCAGAACGGGCAUCCUCGGCUGCAUACGAAGGCGCAGGUGUACGCCAGUCCAUCGUAGGCUCACGCGCGGGGAUGAAAUGGUCCGACGAGCUCGGAGACGCGUUGCGCGACUUGCAACCCGGACGAUUGGUCGUUAUCGUAAUCGAUCGAUCCUACAAAGGAGAGUUGAUCUUGAAGGAUACUAAGGAUGUAUCCCUCGAUGGUGUUCCUGGUGCGCUUCCUGCCUCUGAGCCAGCUUAUGGCCUGUACUCGUGGGCGCAGGAAGAGGGUGCUUCACCUCAUAUUGUAUUUACGUAUACAUGCCCCUCAAGUUCACCUGUGAAAUACCGUAUGCUCUACUCGUCGGGCGUAGCCAGCCUGGUAAACGACGUCAAAGCUCAAGCUGGAAUCACAGUUGCCAAGCGACUCGAGUCGUCCGACCCGACCGAACUGGACCUCGCAUGGCUCGGAGCGAGCUGGCUUCACCCGGAAGUGGGACCACAUCUCCCGCCGACGAUUCCAAGAAACCGUUUGCGAAACCGAGAGGACCAGCGAGGCGGAAAGUGA
Messenger RNA from Rhizoctonia solani, 1011 nucleotides. RefSeq names its product cofilin/tropomyosin-type actin-binding protein. Lineage: Eukaryota; Fungi; Basidiomycota; Agaricomycetes; Cantharellales; Ceratobasidiaceae. The transcript has 9 exons. Gene Ontology annotation, molecular function: actin monomer binding; actin filament binding. The record is from RefSeq and is a predicted model, not a curated record. Gene Ontology annotation, cellular component: cytoplasm; actin filament. Gene Ontology annotation, biological process: barbed-end actin filament capping; actin filament depolymerization. Bases 1 to 1011 code for a protein of 336 amino acids.